Molecule: messenger RNA, 983 nt
Organism: Mus caroli (Ryukyu mouse)
Lineage: Eukaryota; Metazoa; Chordata; Mammalia; Rodentia; Muridae
Source: RefSeq, a predicted model, not a curated record
CAGGCUUUGCCCAGCUUCUCUCUUGUCCACAGAGGUCUCUGCCUUCCUCAGCAGCUCCUGCAGGACUGGCUGUGGUGGCUCCUGAAUCCUGCGAAGGAUAGCUCUCCUCUCUUCAGAGCACACCUCCUUUCUUGCUCCCCAUCCUAGCUCAGGAGGAUUCAGUGAUGGCCUGGGAGCCCACAUACCUGCUGUCCCCAGUGCUUCUGCUGCUCCUGGCCUCAGGCUCCUGGACACAGAACCUGGAGUUACUUCAAGCAAUGGAGGGCCAGACUGUUUCUGUGACAUGCUGGUAUGAUGCGCUCUACCACUCCAGUGAGAAGGUCUGGUGUGAGCAAAUAGACAGCUCGUGUUACCCCUUCAUCAGCAAAGGUGCCAAGAAGCUAAGAUACUCCAUCCGGCAGUCUUCUCAGUUCAACCACUUCACUGUCACCAUGACUGAGCUCAAGAUGAGUGACUCGGGCAUCUAUCACUGUGGGAUCACUACAAAUACCAGGAUAAUUUAUCUCAGAACUAUCCACCUGGUGGUGUCAAAAGGCAGUAACAAUGUGUUCACGUCUGACAUCGUUCCUACUACAAGCCUGACUGAGCAUCCCAUUCUUAUUACUGCAAAACACUCACCCAGUGACACAAUUACAACCCGAUCCCUACCCCAGCCCACUGCUAUUGUUUCCUCUCCUGAUCCUGGAGUCACCAUCAUAAAAGAGGCAGAUGCUGACAGGGGUUCUGUAUCCUGUAUUAUUAUUGCCAUGGUCUGUGGACUCCUCAGCAAGACACUGGUAUUCACUGUCUUAUUCAUUGUCACACAGAAGUCAUUUGGACAACAUGAAGGCACACAACAGUAACUCCUGACCUUCAGCCAAGUCUAUGUCACAGGAGGAGCUGAGAUGGGGGCUAAACAGGAACUAUAUGACAUGAAUUGAGACUGUAAUCAUGGGUGACAUCUAAGACACAAGAUGUUCUCAGCUGGACCUGCCCACUUUGUG